AUGCAAUUCAUCAAGCAGCUCGCGCUCGUCGCCCUCCUCGCCUCCGGCGCUGCCGCCCAAGUAACCUCGUUCCUGUCCAGCGUCCUUUCGUCCGACCUGCCCACCGGCACCCUGUUGUCUUCGCUCGAGUCGGCGGGCACGGGGGCGCUGUCGUCCCUCGCGUCGAGCGCUACCGCACCCGCGUCGAGCGCGCGGUCCGCCGGGAGCAGCGUCGCGGCCAGCGCGAGCAGUUUCGCGUCCAGCGCGAGCAGUUUCGCCGCGUCGGUGGCCUCCGCCGAGAGCAGCUCGGUCUCGUCGCUCAGCCGGUCGGGCUCGUCCGCGGCAUCGUCCAUAACUGGAUCUGGCAGUGGUACCGCCAGCGCUUCGGCCACCCAGACUUCGAGUCCUGCUGAUGCGGUCGAGGUCGCUCGGUACGGGUUGGCUGCUGCCGUCGGCGUGGCCGCGAUCGUCCUGGUUUGA
Punctularia strigosozonata HHB-11173 SS5 is the source of this 459-nucleotide messenger RNA. RefSeq lists its product as uncharacterized. The transcript has 3 exons. Lineage: Eukaryota; Fungi; Basidiomycota; Agaricomycetes; Corticiales; Punctulariaceae. Bases 1 to 459 code for a protein of 152 amino acids. The record is from RefSeq and is a predicted model, not a curated record.